This is a messenger RNA of Coregonus sp. 'balchen', 6815 nucleotides long. The record is from the annotation of a GenBank genome assembly. NCBI's taxonomy places the organism in Eukaryota, Metazoa, Chordata, Actinopteri, Salmoniformes, Salmonidae.
GUUUUCACUAUCGAGCGAACAACUUGUCCGUACAUGUCCAACCCGCUGUACAUGCAUAUUCAUUGAGGACCAAUGACAGGCUUUGUUUUUCUGUUUUUGAACCAGAGUUUCCCCCCAAAAAAAUAAGUAGAUGGACUAAAAUGACACUAAUCUAAUCAGGCACCUGAUUCCGCUGCUGUGGACAUUUUGCAGCAGUUCAAAUAGAUGGAGGAAAGAGGCCUUGAAAAUCAUUUCAAGCCGUCUGAGAUGAAAUGUUUGGAGAUCAUCCCAACGCUGCCGAUGUGGAUAAUUGAAUAUGCCUGGGCUCACAGAAUGAUGGAUACACUGGAUGGUAAACAAAACAUUUUUUCAAUUUGUUCAAAUCCGUGUUCAUAAACAGAAUAUAUUUUAAAUAGUUAACACUAAUUCAAUUAUUAUAUUAUUAGACCUAUAUGGGCUAAUAUAGGACAUGCAAAACAUAAUGAAGUUCAAUUUAGUCAAUAAGAAGGUGAAAAUGGAAUUGAAACAUGGUAUUAAUAACCCCAAGCUGAUAAAUAGACACGAUAGAUGAAAUUCCUUUAAAAGUAAUAAACCUAUUUGUUAUAUCCCUGUUUCUGUGUUCUCUAGGUCUGGACCCCAGCAGAUGGCCAGAGGAUGACCUGCAAUCUCUCACCCUAGAUGAGCCAUGGAGGUUACGUGUGGCAGCUGCCCAGGCGUAUUCUAUAAUGAAGACAAGGGACAUCAAGAGCUUUGAGAGGGUGAUGGAGUUCCUGGAUGUUACCUAUACACUGCUGCCACGACUGGUGCCCCCUAUCAAACACAUGAAAAUCAUGUUUGGCCUUAAGACCAUGGUAUGUAGAGGUUUCACAUAAGGUAGAGAACAGUUGCAGGAAAGGGCUGGGGAAUAGCAAUAUGUGGAUGCAUAGAGAGGUUUCCAAGGCCAUGUAUGCCUACUAAUAAAUUGGGCUGAAUUGUUCAGGUACACCACUUAUUUUCACUAUGUUGUGGUUGUUGAUUUUAGUUUUGGUGGAACAAAAUGGCCAGCUGUGUUGAUUUGUAUUCUGGUACAGAUAAUUAUGUGGAUGCUUCGGGAAGACCAAGGUAUUGUCAACACCGUUGUGAAGACCAUUACGUUUUUUCCAAGUAGACUACCUCAGUACCAUGAAUGUGUAAGUAAAUGCAUUAUAACUCUGCUUUAUUUGGUUACUUUGAUCUUUGGACAACACUGUUGACUAAACUGAAUCAAUUGUGUAUCAGCAGCUCUGAUCGACCCAGUGAGUAUUGGGUUGCUGAGCUAAAUGUCCUCUUUCUUUGCUCCUCUUCAGAGCCGCCAAGAGAUGCACCUAAUGAGGAAGAACCACCAGGACUUUAAGGCUUUGGCGCAGACUCUUGCAAUGGACAUGUCCAUGCGCAAGGCUUAUAUCAAGGUUAGCUAAAUCCCCAUCGUCUGUUUUUCAUGCUCCCUUUCUAUUCCUCUCUUUGUCUACUUUAAAAAAACAACAUUUUAGGCAUUUUAGCAGAUGCUCUUAUCCAGAGUGACUUACAGUUAGUGAGUGCAUACAUUUGUUUAUAUAUUUUUUUCAUACUGGUCCCCCGUGGGAAUCGAACCCACAACCCUGGCGUUGCAAGCGCCAUGCUCUACCAACUGAGCUACACGGGACAUAUUCAGUGUUAAAUUCGUCAACAAAAAUAUUUGUCAAGCACUUAUUUUCAGUGGCAAUUGACGAGACGAUAACUGACUAAAUAGACCCAGAAAAACUAUAACAAAGCAAAUUAUUUUGUAUUUCUGUUGACUAAACCUAGACGAGACAAAAUUCUCUUUGACUAAAAUCUGACUACUAAGUGGACUGAACAAGAGUUUUUGGAGAGAUUGAGAGCUUUUCAGUUGUAAGCACAAUUUAAUAUUAGCAGCACAGAUUGCACAGUUCUGUUCAGCAGUGGGAAGGACCCGGCACACACAGCCUAGCCUAAAUUGGCUGGUAAACGGCAGGGGAGCAAGCGAUAAGUGUGGGCAGACAGGCUCUGCCUCCGAUUAUACACAUCGCACAGGCGACUCUUGCUUCCCCAUAGCUAACCAGUCACCACCAGCUUUUAAUUUUCUACCCUUUGCCUGGUUAAGACUCUCAAGCUGCUUGUACGAAAUUAAAAACAAUAGCAGCAUUGAGUUUAAUAGUAAAACAACAGUCUAGCUAUGUUUUUCUCCGUCUUGAGUAUAGAAACAUUUUUGAAUUUGUAGACUUGCUCAACCCUUGCACUUUCCCCACUGCAUUUCAAAACUAGGUUAUGUAGCCAAUGUACUAGCCAAGUCUCUGUCUUUUCCUCAGAGAAACAGCUUGAUUCUAGACAUUACCGUUCAAAAGAUAUGACCCAUAAUACCGGUGUUAUGUUUUUUUCUUUCUAUCGUACAUUGGUGCCGCAUUUUACAUUCAUAAAGCAUAUCGCGGACCGUUCUAAAACUAGGCUACUUGCAGACCGGACCGUUAAACAUUUGUUUAGGCUACACCUUGUUCAGUCAUGUUACCUCAUUGCCAUUGCCUUCGGAAAGUAUUCAGACCCCUUGACUUUUUCCACAUUUUGUUACAUUACAGCCUCAUUCUAAAAUGGAUUAAAUAAAACAAUUUCCUCAGCAAUCUACACACAAUACCCCAUAAUGACAAAGCAAAAACAGAUUUUGGGAAAUGUUUGCAAAUAUUUUCAAAACAUUUCAGACCCUUUGCUAUAAGACUCUAAAUUGAGCUCAGGUGCAUCCUGUUUUCAUUGAUCAUCCUUGAGAUGUUUCUACAACUUGAUUGGAGUCCACCUGUGGUAAAUUCAAUUGAUUGGACAUGAUUUGGAAAGGCACACACCUGUCUAUAUAAGGUCCCACAGUUGACAGUGCAUGCCAAGCAAAAACCAAGCCAUGAGGUCUAAGGAAUUGUCCGUAGAGCGCCGAGACAGGAUUGUGUCGAGGCACAGAUCUGGGGAAGGGUACCAAAACAUUUCUGCAACAUUGAAGGUCCCCAAGAACAUAGUGGCCUCCAUCAUUCUUAAUUGGAAGAAGUUUGGAAUUACCAAGACUCUUCCUAGAGCUGGCCGCCCGGCCAAACUGAGCAAUCGGGGGAGAAGGGCUUUUGUCAGGGUAGUGACCAAGAACCCAAUGGUCACUCUGACAGAGCUCUAGAGUUCCUCUGUGGAGAUGGGAGAACUUUCCAGAAGGACAGCCAUCUCUGCAGCACUCCAGAUGGAAGCCACUCCUCAGUAAAAGGCACAUAACAGCCCACUAGGAGUUUGCCAAAAGGCAUCUAAAGACUCUCAGACCAUGAGAAACAAGAUUCUCUGGUCUGAUGAAACCAAGAUUAAACUCUUUGGCCUGAAUGCCAAGCGUCACGUCUGGAGGAAACCUGGCACCAUCCCUACGGUGAAGCAUGGGGGUGUCAGAAUCAUGCUGUGGGGAUGUUUUUCAGCGGCAGGGACUGGGAGACUAGUCAGGAUCGAGGCAACGAUGAACGGAGCAAAGUACAGAGAGAUCCUUGAUGAAAACCUGCUCCAGAGCUCUCAGGACCUCAGACUGGGGCGAAGGUUGAUCUUCCAACAGGACAAUGACCCUAAGCACACAGCCAAGACAACGCAGGAGUGGCUUCGGGAAAAGUCUCUGAAUGUCUUUGAGUGUCCCAGCAGAGCCCGGACUUAAACCUGAUCGAACAUCUCUGGAGAAACCUGACAAUAGCUGUGCAGCAAUGCUCCCCAUCCAACCUGACAGAGCUUUAGAGAAAUGCUAAGAAGAAUGGGAGAAACUCCCCAAAUACAGGUGUGCCAAGCUUGUAGCGUCAUACCCAAGAAGACUUGAGGCUGUAAUCGCUGCCAAAGGUGCUUCAACAAUGUACUGAGUAAAGGGUCUGAAUACUUAUGUAAAUGUAAUAUUUCAACUUUUUAUUUAAAAAAAAAUUGCAAACAUUUUCUAAAAACCUGUUUUUGCUUUGUUAUAAUGGGGUAUUGUGUGUAGAUUGAUGAGGCAGAUAAAAACAAUUUAAUCAGUUUUAGAAUAAGGCUGUAACAUAACAAAAUGUGGAAAAAGUCAAGGGGUCUGAAUACUUUUCGUAGGCACUGUAGGUAGGGGUAAAGUGACCCUGGUAACAUUACCAGUAGCCUAUAUGCAAACAUUUGGUGACACAGAAAGAAAGGAAAAUGGAUAACAAACAAUUUAUUGACUAAAACCCUCUUGCCACUACACUAUCUGACUGGAUAAAUAAUACAUUAUUUUGAGUUAAUGUGGGCCCUGUGACUCAGACUUCCUGUGGAACCAGGACUCAAGCAUGGGGACUCGGACUUCAGCCAUAGGGACUCGUGACUCAACCAUCGAGCACAGGGGACUCGGGACUCGAUUUCGGACUUGAGGUUUAGUGACUCGACGACAUCACUGGGCGAAACAGUCAUUGGCUCCCGUUAUACUUCUGACAUCAAUGUGGCUGCGGCAUCUAUGGAAUGUUGAUACAAUUGGCAAUGAUGCGACCGAGUUACGGCGGUGCAACCCAUACUACUUUGCCAGUACUUUGCAGCACCAUCUGGUGAUUGUGCUACUCUCUCUUCUCUUCUCUUCUCUUCUCUUCUUCUUUCUCUCUCUCUCUGCGCUUGCGUGUCUGUUUGUUUUGUAUGUAAUGUACAAUAUCUAUGUAGGCUGAAUUAGGAAUUUACAUGGCCAGAUAAUUCUUCUACAGUAUAUGUUUGUCAUAUUUCUGCUGUUGGGAAGAUAAUAGGAUGUUAUGCAGAAACAUAUGUUGGUAAGACAUGGAAGUCAGUCAUUUAAGUUUACUAUAGGUUAAUGAGGCAAUACAAUGUGAUGUGACUAAAAUAAAAGGGCAUUUAGUUUACUAAAAUGACUCACUGUUUUUGUUAUUUUGACACUAAAUCCUUAUUCAAAUGACAAAAAUAUGACUUAAUUAUAUUAUAUAAAAUGACUAAGACUAGACUAAAUCUAAAAGGAGUGGCAGAAUUAACACUGGCAGGAUUACAUAGGUGUAAUUGACAUGUUUAUGCCUUGUGACCUUCAACUAUGUGAAGUGUGACCUUCAACUAUUCCUGGAUUCAGUGGUUUCUGAGGAAGAUGCACAAUGCUGAAUACAUAAUAGGCCAGUCUGAGAUGAUAGUGCCAUUAUAAAGGCUGGGUAGUGGUUAAUUUGCUGUCCAGUAGGGGAUGCUAUAUACCCAGCCUCUUGCUAUACUCAGCCUUUAGUUGAUUAUGAUGGAACUCCAAAGCAAUGGAGAUGGUUUGAUGGAGCAAUGCCUGUCUCCUCCUCUAGGGUUGAGGUGUUGUGUGUAGGGUGGAGUAUAUAGUAUAAGUAUUGAUCUGCAGGUUCUCUUUCAGGAUUUGAUGGAGGACCAAUAUGGAGAAUGCUAUGCCCAGAAACUGGAGGACAGGUUGCUGCAUUACCUUCAGGAACUGGAGUCGACACUGCAAAGUGAUACAUAUUUUGACCAGGUGUGUGUGUGUACAUACAAUAAUUAUUGAGAAUUCAAUCAAAUAGAGAAUGUAUGUUCUUAUGCUAUUACAUAACUGUCAAUGUCCUUGUUAUCCAUGUGAAUGUGCCUAUAGCUGUUGAAGCAGGAGUGUCCAAUGGCAUAUGAAGAGGAGUUACUAUUGCCGUUAAUUACCUGUGACUCCACCUCCCUUGCUGCGUCCUUGAAGAGGCUAUUCCACUCUGGUCAACAAACUCAGCAUAUUAAAUAUGACAUACAGAUGUAAACACAGUACAGUAUGUAAGACCACCAGGAACAUACAGUACUGUACAUAAAUACUUUGUCUUUCUAUUCCUUCAGCCGAGUCUUCUUCAAGAUGCCAUCCCAGCCAUAAGAUGGGUGUUGGACCAGCACAGGAGAGGGGAAUAGGCCGGGAGCUGGAGGAUUCUGGGACCUCGAAAGUUGCUCUAAGGUUGCCCAAGGAGAGAACACACAAAGACGGGCAGUCACAGCCUGACAGGACAAGUCUCUACGCAUCCCAGGGUAUCUGUCAAGAUAACCGAGAGGAGAGAUCCAACUCAUUGGAGUUGGGUCCACGACAUGCUUGUGCAGCUGAGCAAGGUUUAGAGCCACAGGCGCUUAUCGUGGAGCCGGGGGUGGAUCUGUCCAAAGACAGUCCACUCCUGCUGGAGGAGGAUGUCUCUGAUGGGAAGGAGGGGAAGGAGGGGAGCCGAGGCAGGACUGAGGAGGUGGAGGACAGGCAGAACAAUGAUGAGGUGCCUGAGGCCUCCCCCCUGCAGCUGUGCUCUAAACACCAGAAAUGGGUGAGGAGCAUUCUGCAGGAGUGCUCUGAGGAACUGCUGUGUGAAAAGACUGAUACCCCAGUGCACUGUCAGGGGUCCUCUUCCACCUCAUCACAGGACUUGACCCCAUCCCUCCUCACCCUUUGUCCACCCCAACAUCUAACUCUGGCCACACAGAACCCUUACCCUGCUCAACCAGUGGCUGUAUCCCAACCUAUGGCCCUCAAUGACAGAGCCCAUUCUGAACAGGCUGGAGAAACAGCAGAUAGCCCAGAGGCCAGUAGAACACAUAGGGUCAAGCUGAGACUGUCUAUGGAGAGUCAGGCUCUUCUUCUUAAGUCAAAGUUUCUACAGCCAUUUGUGCGGCUCCGAAAACUGACCCAGCAGGAGUGUAGCAUGGCUGCAGAGCUAAGAGGGACCAGGACCCCUGAAGAGGAAGACGGUGACGACGAUGAUGGUGAAGAGGAGGAUGAUGACGAACGUGUGGAAAAAACUCCAGUGUAUUCUUAUUAUGAUGUAAACACGCUCUAUUCUAGUUUUGAGUCAAGCUCUGAUGAAGAUCCAGAAACACAGGAUUCAGACCUUGACUAUGUUCCUUGA